Messenger RNA from Harpegnathos saltator (Jerdon's jumping ant), 1593 nucleotides. RefSeq names its product acyl-CoA Delta(11) desaturase. Gene Ontology annotation, cellular component: endoplasmic reticulum membrane. Gene Ontology annotation, molecular function: stearoyl-CoA 9-desaturase activity; iron ion binding. Bases 70 to 1143 code for a protein of 357 amino acids. Gene Ontology annotation, biological process: unsaturated fatty acid biosynthetic process. The transcript has 6 exons. The record is from RefSeq and is a predicted model, not a curated record. NCBI's taxonomy places the organism in Eukaryota, Metazoa, Arthropoda, Insecta, Hymenoptera, Formicidae.
AGAAAGAAGAGAAAAAGCGGUGCAAAACUGAAUUCGAUUUCCGAUUCAACGGACAAGGUGAGCACGGACAUGACACCCAACGUUUGGGAUUCGAAUUUUGAAAUACACGACGAGGAAGAUUUGCGAAGGAAGCAUCAUCUUCGGCUCACUUCGGCGACCAUAGACAAGAGAAAAUGCGAGCAGUACGAACAUAAAACUCGUAAAAAAGUUGAAAAAUGGUUGGGCUUCGAGUUCAAGUGGUUGAAUAUUGUGAUGUUAACUAUUCUUCAUUUAGGUACACUCUACAGCUUGUUCACUAUAAACAUGAUUGGAAACAUCACGACGUUCUUCUGGACGGUCUUCCUGGGUGCAGUGCAAGGGAUUGGUGUCACCGCUGGUGUUCAUCGUCUUUGGACGCAUCGCGCUUACAAAGCAAAAUUACCUCUUCGAUAUCUACUUCUCAUUUUUUACACCAUAGCUGGCCAGAACAAGAUUAGCGAUUGGGUACGAGAUCAUCGGGUGCAUCACAAAUACACAGACACGGACGCGGAUCCGCACAAUAGCAAUCGCGGCUUCUUCUUCUCCCACAUGGGUUGGCUGAUGAUAAAAAAGCAUCCGGAGGUGAUCCAGAAAGGUCGUCAGACGGACAUGAGCGAUAUCCUGGAGGAUCCUGUAGUCAUAUUCGGUGAUAAGUACUUCAUGGUACUUAAAAUGAUCUUUUGCUUUGCGAUACCGAUAAUGGUACCGGUUUACGGGUGGAACGAAACUUGGAUCCGAGCAAUUAGCAUACAGGUGUUCUUUCGUUACGUGUUCGGUCUGAAUUGCACAUGGAGCGUCAAUAGCCUGGCUCACAUCUGGGGCUCGAAGCCGUACGACAUGUACAUCAAUCCGACUAACAACAGGCUGGUCUCUUUUCUCUCAUGUGGUGAGGGCUGGCACAAUUACCAUCAUGUAUUCCCGUGGGACUACAAAGCGGCCGAGUUGGGUGAUUAUAUGCUGAACAUAACGACGAUGUUUAUCGACUUCUGCGCGAAAAUGGGCUGGGCGUACGACCUAAAGCAGCCGUCACGAGAGCUCGUGAUGUCAGUCGUGAUGAAGAGAGGCGACGGCAGUCAUCACACGUGGGAUCCCAUGGCGUACCCCAAUAGCGAGAUCGAGCAAUGAAAGGACUAUUCAGUCUCGCGAAGAGGCCACAGAGUCUGCAGGAAAAGUUGGACGUUGAAAGUAUCACCACGACUGAGAGAGCGAGAGCUUACAGCAGUUACUCGCAAUUUUAUGUCAUGUGAAAAAAUACGUUAUGUCAUAUCCGGAGAAAAUGCGAAAUUAAUGAGUGAGGCACCGAUGAUCGUGAUCACGGUGAAAAAUCAUUAAUCGCAGUAAAGUAAUAAUAACUGUAAUAAGAUGUAGUUCAUAUAAAGUAUAAAUAAAUAUAUGUAAAAGAUUGGUUGUACGGACAAGGGAAUCAAUAGAUGUGUAAUGUUAUUCUCAAAGCAGAAGAUAGUGCAUAGUUACCGCCAUUUUCCGCGAUUUUCUUGAUUCAAAUAAAAUAAUCUGUGUAACGCUAAUAAGUAUUAAUAAAUGACAAGAUAGAUAAAAUAAAACAACGCAAAAAUA